This is a messenger RNA of Fusarium poae, 1125 nucleotides long. RefSeq lists its product as uncharacterized. The record is from RefSeq and is a predicted model, not a curated record. The transcript has 4 exons. The coding region runs from base 1 to 1125 and encodes 374 amino acids. Gene Ontology annotation, molecular function: zinc ion binding; DNA-binding transcription activator activity, RNA polymerase II-specific. Gene Ontology annotation, biological process: regulation of transcription by RNA polymerase II. Lineage: Eukaryota; Fungi; Ascomycota; Sordariomycetes; Hypocreales; Nectriaceae.
AUGGCUGUAAGAGAAGGGGAUAAUAAAGAUGACGGGGCUCCAAAAAGACAGCGCAGGGCUCAUAAGAAGUCCCGUCUUGGAUGCAAGAACUGCAAGCUGAGGAGCGUAAAGUGUGAUGAAUCCAAACCGUCUUGCAAACGAUGUAAAACCUCGGGUUUCAUCUGCUCGUUCACGCAAACAUGCCCAUCAUCCUUCCAACUCGCCCACUUCAACGCAGGACCUGUCUUCUCCGCCAUAGAUAGGUCUCUUGGGCCCAUCAAUCCUGGCUUCAAAGUUCCUGUCGUGCAGCCUGUGAAGGGAGGCAUGGGCGAGAUUGUUCUUAAUGAUUUUGCCCUUAAAACGCUUGAGAGGUUUCGAAAAAGAACAGUUUUCACUGUUGGCACUAAGAGAACGAGGAAAGUUUACAGUGAGGGCGCAUUCAUGUUGGGAUUGGAGUAUCCUUUUCUUAUGCAUGUUUUCAUCGCCCUUGCCUAUCUCCACGACGAGCAUCUUAACCCAAACUCAACAAGAUCUCACCGCACGCCUCUCGCUUUCCACUGGUAUCAAGCCACAGCGCUCUUCCACCGCCGUCUCGCAACCGCCAGCUCGGUCCAGGAUCCUUCAACACUUCCCGGUUCCGAGCGCGAUGCCCUCUGGACGGCGGGGGCACUCCUAGGCGCUGCUUCUUUCGCUCUUCUCAACGUCCAGAGUGUCGAUAAUGUCUGGCCCCUCAAGCAGUCUGAUCCGUUGGACCUAGAUUGGUUGAAGAUGAGCGACGGGAAGAAAGUUGUAUGGAACCUAGCUGAUCCGACUAGACAAGACAGUAUCUUCUACGAACUACUCGUAGAGAGAAGCUCCAUGCCUGACGGAACCAGGGAAGUUCCUCCUGAUGCCCUCCCUGGUAUAUUCUACAGCGUGUUCAACCUCGACGCUUCAUCAUCCACCUCAACCAACCCCUAUUACACUGCUAUAUCUCUCCUCGCGCAACUCCUCCCUCGCGAGAUAACCGACAAUACAGUGGUGCAGUUCCUCAGCUUCCUCAUGCAACUGGACCCGCGCUAUCGGAAGCUGCUGGAGGAGAAGGAUCCCAGAGCUAUGGUUCUACUAGCGUGGUGGUAUACCAAGGCAGCGGUGCAUAUUAGUUGA